This is a messenger RNA of Exophiala spinifera, 465 nucleotides long. RefSeq lists its product as uncharacterized. The transcript has a single exon. Lineage: Eukaryota; Fungi; Ascomycota; Eurotiomycetes; Chaetothyriales; Herpotrichiellaceae. Gene Ontology annotation, cellular component: fungal-type vacuole. The record is from RefSeq and is a predicted model, not a curated record. The coding region runs from base 1 to 465 and encodes 154 amino acids.
AUGGCGGCUACCAACAGCAAGCUGCCUACCCUCCCGGGUGGCUACAAUUAUCCUCCGCCUACGGUCCCACCGAGAGCAGGCGCUCCUUACCUAGAGUCUUCCACUCUUCCGGAAAACUUUGUCUUUAUUGUUGUAGGAGCAGUCUUAGGGUUCGUCGGCUUUCUUAUCAUUGCAUGGAGAGUCGUCAUGUCGUGGUCGAUCAACCGAGCAUUCAAACGCGAUGCUAAAAGCGGUGCCGCGGGCGGCAACGUAUCCUACACACCUCUUCCAGACCUCAAAAAGAACCCUGCCGCGCAAUCUGGUCACGAUAUGCAGGAUCUAAGCAAACUACCGCGGUCGUUCUCCAAUGUUCCGAGUCUAUUCUUUUCACCCACUGCCGAAGUUGCCAAGCAGUCUCAAAGACCUCCUUCUCAGCACUUACCUGCUGGCCAUUAUCGAGAUGCCUCGGACACUUUCCGUCGAUAG